Saccostrea cuccullata (small rock oyster) is the source of this 1703-nucleotide messenger RNA. RefSeq names its product receptor-type tyrosine-protein phosphatase epsilon-like. The record is from RefSeq and is a predicted model, not a curated record. The annotation marks the transcript as partial. Lineage: Eukaryota; Metazoa; Mollusca; Bivalvia; Ostreida; Ostreidae. The transcript is spliced from 13 exons. Gene Ontology annotation, biological process: protein dephosphorylation. Gene Ontology annotation, molecular function: protein tyrosine phosphatase activity.
UUUCAGGGUAUUGAUAAGACAAAUGAAUAUAUUGCAGCACAAGGACCUCGACAGAACACCAUAAAGGACUUUUGGACCAUGAUUUGGCAGGAAAAUGUUGACCAAAUAAUAAUGUUGACCAACCUCAAAGAAGGAAAUAAGGUGAAAUGUUCAAAGUACUGGCCAGAUCUGUAUCAAUCAAGUACGUUUGGUGUCAUCUCCCUAUUAGCAGAGGAAGAACAGGUCUACGCUUACUAUAAAAUCAGGAAAUUUAGAGUUACCCAUAAAGUGCAUAACAAAUCCCGCAUUGUGACCCAUUACCACUACACUGCCUGGCCGGAUCAUGGGAUUCCAGAACCGCUUUGCCUUGUAGUUUUCCACGAUCACGUAACAAGAACAAAAGAUGGAAGAAAUGAUAAACCAACACUAGUACAUUGCAGCGCAGGGAUAGGGCGGACUGGUACUUAUGUUGCCUUAGACGCUUUAUACAAGGCGGGAAAAUCAGAGAGGAAAGUCAACAUCGCGGAAUACGUGAAGAAAAUGAGGGAAGGCAGAAUGAACAUGGUCCAAACUUAUGAGCAGUAUAAGACUAUUUUCCUCGCACUUGAAACCGUGUUUAAAGCUCUCAAAUACGUGCUCCUCACCAAACCUGAAUUUACAAGGAAGGCAGAGUUGAUGACCAUGGAUAAACCAGCCAAUGAAAGCGAACUUAGAAAGGAGUUCCAAUGUAUAUUAAUUAUAAAUCUCCUAAGAGUGAGGCACAGAUACACAGAAGAGGCUUACAAAUUUGCUUUAGAGAGCGGCGGAAGUAAAUCAGCUGUUCUUCCACUUGACAAGUAUCGCCUGUUCCUGUCAUCAAGUGUACCACAACGCGGGAAUUACAUCAAUGCCAUUACACUUCCUUCUUACACUAAGAACAAGGCAUUUAUAAUAACACAUUAUCCCCCAGCAGGGGACGCUGUCGACUUUUUGCGUCUGCUCACUGACCACGAAUCAGAUGUAGUCAUUUGUAUGGAUCCCCUAACGAAAGUGGAAUCAACAAAGUUGUGGCUACCGGCUGCCAAUAGUAAGAAAUCUGUUGCUCCAUACACAGUAAAUUGUGGACAAGAACAAGUCACAGACAUAAAAUUUACAACAAUCAGCAUUAUCCAAGAAAAGGCAACUGAAGAGGGAUGCUCCGUAUCAAUAAUAGAACCAAAAGGAAGCUUGAAAAUAGCAGAAAACUCACAAGCUACAAUGCAGAUGUUACAUUUGGUUUCAUCAGCACUUCAAUGUGAAACAGAGGGUCCCAUUACUGUAGUUAGCAGUGACGGAGCAGCCCUAAGUGGAGUAUUUUGUGCUGUAUUUAACACACUACAACAAUUGUCUAUGGACGGGGAGGUGGACAUAUUUACUGCUGUCCGUCAGCUACAGAUAAGACGACCGGAACUCUGCUCUACUCUGGAGGAAUACAUGAUGAUCAACAAUGUUGUUCUGGACUACAUCCGGGCACAAGAGGAAACAUCAGAGGAAAAUAUUUAUAGCAACCAAUGACAACAUUUUCGAAAUCAAAUGUAUUUGACUUUUGGGGGAAAUUUCUAGUAGGAAGACCUUAAAGUGAAUUGAUUUGAAAUAUGAAAUACUAAAUAGUAUUCCUUAAUCAUAUUGCGAUAACAUCUGUGAUCAUUUAAUUGCUAAUUUAACAGUACAUUACCUUAAUGCAGCAAUGUUUUUGAUUAUUUAAC